AUGAGUUAUAUAGAUGGAACCAUUACACAACCCAUGAAGGUUAUUACUAAGAAUGGUCAAAGUAUUAACAAUCCUGAUUUCAUGUUAUGGGAACAUCUGGAUCAAUUCCUUUUGAGUUGGAUCCUCUCCUCUCUUACUAAAGGAGUUUUAGCCCAGGUAAUAGGGUAUACUACUUCAAAGAGCGUAUGGGAUGCUCUUGCUCGCCUGUUUGCUUCAAGAUCGCAGGCAUGCAUUAUGCAACUUAGGUUUGAGUUGAUUCAUUUGAAGAAAACAAAUUUGUCCAUGGUAGAUUAUCUACAAAAAGCUAGGCUAAUAUAUGAUAAUCUAGCCGCUGUUGGAGAGUUAGUUUCAAACUUUGAAUUAAUACAAUUUGUCCUAGGUGGCCUUGGCCCAGAUUAUGAGUCUUUGGUCACUCCAUUGCUAUUGCGUGUUGGUGAGUACACCUUUGAUUCUAUUCAAGCUCUACUCACCAACCAUGAACUUUGGUUGGAAUACACUCGAACUCUAUUUGAAUCUUUUCAACCACAAACUAAUAUGGCUGUUCAGAAAAGCUAUCAGUCUGUUAGGACUGAUGACUACAGAAACAAACAAAAGACUUCUAAUGGAAAGGGUAAGAAACUAAAUCCCUUUCAGGGAGCCAAAUGCCAAAUAUGUCACAACCUAAACCAUACAGCCUACAAGUGUAGAGCUAGGUUUGACAAUGAUUUUCGUCCAGAAAAGAGCUCUCCUGCUACAUAUACUGCUUCUAUAGGACCAGUGAUUGACAACAGUUGGUACCCAGAUUCAGGUGCCAGUCAUCAUAUGAUAGCUGAUCUUGCCAACUUGCACUUGCAAUCUGAAUACUCUGAACCAUAA
Molecule: messenger RNA, 855 nt
Organism: Nelumbo nucifera (sacred lotus)
Lineage: Eukaryota; Viridiplantae; Streptophyta; Magnoliopsida; Proteales; Nelumbonaceae
Source: RefSeq, a predicted model, not a curated record